UACGUAGCUGCUUUUUGUAAUCGUUCGUAUUAUAGCUCAGUAGUUGUAAUCCGUUGCUGUCAACCUGCCGCAACUUCGUGUGUUUACUACUCACUAAUCUGUUAUGUUAUAUAAAUGAUACGGUAGUAGUCUCCGAUAAUGAAGUAAAAAUAGCGUUAAAUAUUGCUUUAUUUUUUAUUUCGUGCUGAUUGGUCUCUAGUCCAGACAUUCAUUGCCUGUUUUUUUUACGACUGGGGAGUGGGGUUGCAGUCUGGCCUCUAGCCGCGGCUGCGAAUUAGCUGAAUCUUUUCUCAAUAUCGUCCUGCAUUGAAACAUGUUUAUUUUAUAAAUAUGAUGGUGAGGGGGACUCUGUAAACUAAAUGACUGUCAGAAAUAUCGCCUCCAUUUGUAAUAUGGGCACCAAUGCCUCUGCUCUGGAGAAAGACAUUGGUCCGGAGCAGUUCCCAAUCAACGAACACUACUUUGGAUUGGUCAAUUUUGGGAACACAUGUUACUGUAACUCGGUGCUUCAGGCCCUGUACUUCUGCCGGCCCUUCCGGGAGAACGUGCUGGCCUAUAAGGCCCAGCAGAAGAAGAAGGAGAACCUGCUCACGUGUCUGGCAGACCUCUUCCACAGCAUCACCACCCAGAAGAAAAAGGUGGGAGUCAUCCCGCCCAAGAAGUUCAUCUCACGCCUGCGCAAGGAGAAUGACCUGUUUGAUAACUACAUGCAGCAGGACGCCCAUGAGUUCCUCAACUACCUGCUGAACACGGUGGCAGACAUCCUGCAGGAGGAGAAGAAGCUGAACACGGUGGCAGACAUCCUGCAGGAGGAGAAGAAGCUGAACACGGUGGCAGACAUCCUGCAGGAGGAGAAGCAGAACGGACGCCUCAAGAACAACGGAACGGCAGUCACCACGGAGACCGAGCCCGAGAACAAGACCACGGAGCCCACCUGGGUGCAUGACAUCUUCCAGGGCACAUUGACCAAUGAGACACGCUGCCUCAACUGUGAGACGGUCAGCAGCAAAGAUGAGGACUUUCUGGAUCUUUCUGUGGAUGUAGAGCAGAAUACAUCAAUAACACACUGUCUCAGGGACUUCAGUAACACAGAGACAUUGUGCAGUGAAUACAAAUACUACUGUGAGAUAUGCUGCAGCAAGCAGGAGGCCCAGAAACGCAUGCGUGUGAAGAAGCUGCCUAUGAUUCUGGCCCUGCACCUGAAGCGGUUUAAGUACAUGGAGCAGCUGCACCGAUACACCAAGCUGUCCUAUCGUGUCGUCUUCCCUCUGGAACUCCGCCUCUUCAACACCUCUGGAGACGCUGUCAACCUCGACCGCAUGUACGACCUGGUCGCUGUGGUCGUCCACUGUGGCAGUGGACCCAACAGAGGACACUACAUCACCAUAGUGAAGAGUCAUGGCUUCUGGCUGCUGUUUGAUGAUGACAUCGUGGAGAAAAUCGAUUCCCAGGCCAUCGAGGAGUUCUAUGGGCUGACGUCAGACAUCUCCAAGAACUCAGAGUCUGGAUACAUCCUCUUCUAUCAGUCCAGGGAGUAACUGGAAUAAACACCCAGCCAGAGAGAGAGCAGGAUUGGAACCCUGACCCCUACUGACCCCUCUUUGAGACGUGUGCCAACACCAUUCCCUGUCCCACCGCCUGCCCUGGGUCUACCGUCACUUCAUUUCCCAUAACCCCCUUCUCACCCUCCCUGCGUUCAGCAUGCUGGGAAGACUGUGUAAACUGCUUUUUGCCCUUCAGCCACCUGCAUCUGGACAGCACUUUAGAACAACAACAACAAAAACAAACAAACAGUCACAGCAAAAAGGAGCAGGAAACAAAAGUAAGUGGCUGGUGUGUGAUGCCUGUUUGUCUCCGCAUGGGGCCAGGUCUGGAGGUCUGAAGACCCACCAUGGGUCACUCUCUCCCUGGGUCUGCCUGGCAUACAGAGUUGGCUGGACUGGUACAGAUACAGACGGCUUUUGGAUAGAAGAUUGUAUCAUAUGUAUAUCUGUAUAGUAUGUCUAUUUUCAUGUAAUGUCACAAGUUCAUAAAUCCUUUUAGUAGAGUUAUCCCGUGACCUUAUAUUUACAAUGUCCAGCCCAUAGAUGUCUUCUACCUGGGGAAUGGCUAGAGCUGGGAUGGAAUGGAAGUUUUAGGGAGAGAUAUAAACUAGUUGAAAGAGGGUCUAUGCAUCUGAUGUCGCUGAACUGCAUGUUUCAGUGUUCACUGUUUGAGCUGGUGUGGAUUCAAGUUGACAUGAGUUGUGACCAAGCCAAACCUAUUCAUUGUAAUGCUGAGAUAUUGUAGUCUUGCAGAAGACCAGGAUGCAUCUCUGUCUACUGCUCCCAUCCUCUUCCAUAGAGACUGGCCAAGGCCUGAAUGCUCCUCUCCCUUGUGACCCUUAUGUAAUAUCCAUGUAAUAUCAAAUGUUAUGAUCCAGCCCCCACUCUAGAACAUAGUCACUCACUGACACAAACUACAUCUCUACUAGUCACUAGACUAGUUUGGUUUAGUGCAGUUCCAGUUUAUUCUCUGUCUACUCCCUGUUUUGUAAAACACUAUGUAUUGCUCUUAUUUAUUUAUGCUGGGGAGCUGUUAUAAUGUUGACUGUGCUGGUAGGUGGAGGAGAUUGUGUCUCAGGGCUUUACCCAUCCAGACUCAAUCUUGUCUUGUUUAUGUAACACCUCCCCCCUCACUGAGUCCGGUAGGUCAGUUUCCCGACUCCGGUCCUCGAGUACCCCCCAAACGGUACACAUUUUGGUUGUAUCCCCGGGCAAACAUACCUGAUUGAACUCAUCGAGGGCUUGAUGAUUAGUUGUCAAGUUGAAUCAGGUGUGCUUGUCCGGGGCUACAAUAAAAAGGUGUACUGUUGGGGGUACUGGAGGACCGGAGUUGGGAAACACUGGUGUAGGUAAUACACAUGCAGAGCUCUAUGGGGUUGACAACGUCUUUAUUAGCUUUACUUUGAAGUAUGUGGAUAGCUGGACUCUGUCGAAAGAACCACAUAAUCCACAGUUGUCAGGUAUCCAUGAAAAGGAGUGUUUCUCACAGUGAGAUUGGUGCAAUAGGAGGUCAAGUGAGCUGAUAAGAUGUUGACUUCCCUUUGAAGUCAAUAUAGAUGUUGAUAUUAAAUGUUGGUGUGUUUUGCUACCAGCUAGUCUCCUCCCAGUCGGUAGUGUGUAUCUGUGUGAGAUGAUCAAAGGAGGUGGAACUAUUUUGCUAGGUGCAAUAUGGGGCAGCGGUCAACAUAAUGUUGGUAUGAUGACUUAGAACCUUCCUGUUUAUUCUUCUGCAGCUACACCAUAGUCUGAAUAUGAAUAUUGGUCAUUCCUAUGUUGAAUUAUUGGUGUCUUUACAUGUGUUCUUCUAACACCUUGUUAUUUUGCGUAGUUGUUCCCCCCAUUGUUAGGUACUUGACUUGGAACCAAUGUUCUUUACUCAGAAGCUGUGCCUGGCAGACACUUACAUCAAGUUGUGUUAAGGUGACCAGUGGUCCAUAGAGACAGCUAGCUUACCAUUCCAUAAGGUUAGGACCAUGUACUGUAGACUAUAACCAUAUCAAAUGUCCAUAUAGAGGCAUAUGAAGAAGCAGUGCUGCUCACUGUCCUGUGGCACUCAAAUUCACUGUGAUACUGGAAGAAUACUGACUCAAAUGUAUCUCGCUAAUGUGAAAUAGAGAUGAUGUGAGUUAUGUGUGUGUUUCUGUUCCCUCUCCUUUUUAUGUGAGUCAGCAUAUUAUGAAAUGUGUGAGAGAGUGCAUAACUGCCUUUCUCCUUCUGUUAGUAUAAUUGGGUGAAGUCGAUUAUUAAUAUGUGCCAAACUGGAGUCUCUAGUGACCUUGCAAAACUAUGUUAUCUGCUAAGAUACAAGUGUACAUAUACAUUAUGUAUAAAAUACUGAUAAAAUAUAUAGGAAAUAUAUUUUUUAAAACCUAGGAGCACAAAAGAAAGAGGAGUUACUUGAAAAUAAAAACAAACCCUGUUUAGAAAUAUGAUGCUGCUUUACAAUCAACCAAUCAGUCAGUCAAUCACAUAAUCAACUAAUCACACAAUAGAUACACAACCGAUGAAUCACAAUCAGUCAGUCACAUUGGGGUUUUGUUCAUUACAGGCUUAACAGAACCAUGGUAGAUGAAGAGAACACUAGCCAGCACUGUUUGAGCCAUUUGAAAUGGGUUAUGAUGAGCAGAGAUACUGUGUGUGCUAAUCUUCCAAUUACUGUUCUGCACACACCCUUAUACUACCUUUAGACAGGCAGGCCAAUUCUGAUCUUUCUUCCACAAAUUGGUAUUUUGACCAAUCAUAUCAGCUCUUGUUCAGAGCUGAUCUGAUUGGUCAAAAUACCAAUUAUUUAAAAGAUAUAUAUCAGAAUUGGGCUGCCUGUCUAAACGCAGCCUAUAUCUCUCAAAAGCUCUCUCAUUGCACUCAUUGUGGUCCUAUCAGUCUAUAACAAGACUCCGGUUGGAAUCCGGUGUAGUGCCUAGAGAUGAAGAAGUACUGUUAUAGCAUGUUUGGUUUGAUACAGUGAGGGAAAAAAGUAUUUGAUCCCCUGCUGAUUUUGUACGUUUGCCCACUGACAAAGAAAUGAUCAGUCUAUAAUUUUAAUGGUAGGUUUA
Coregonus clupeaformis (lake whitefish) is the source of this 4597-nucleotide messenger RNA. RefSeq names its product ubiquitin carboxyl-terminal hydrolase 46. The record is from RefSeq and is a predicted model, not a curated record. Lineage: Eukaryota; Metazoa; Chordata; Actinopteri; Salmoniformes; Salmonidae. The transcript has 9 exons. Gene Ontology annotation, molecular function: cysteine-type deubiquitinase activity; cysteine-type endopeptidase activity. Gene Ontology annotation, cellular component: cytosol; nucleus. Gene Ontology annotation, biological process: protein deubiquitination. Bases 360 to 1538 code for a protein of 392 amino acids.